UUCGGAUCGUUACUUCCGACGUCUCUCCGGCUACAGCAUUCCUCGCCGGCGGCGAUGCUUCGUCCCACUACUCACACCCACCCCUAAUGCCUCUCACCAUCCCCGCGCCGGCCGUCCGGCCGACCGAUAGGCUGCUGCUUCUUCCUCAGCUCGCGAUUCCUCCUCGACAUGAUAAUUUCUCUCCCGGCGGUAGCUUCCGACACGAAUUUUGCAAACAUGAAUCUUCCCAUGGAACAUUAAUAUGACUUUCCUUCUGUAUUUAAUCCGUAUUAAACAUGAAAACUUAGAAUUUAAUACAUUUUAAUUUCCGUAUUUAAUUCGUAUUUUGCACAAAAAAUACGUAUUUUGUUAGUGUUGAAAUUACGUAUAAAAGAUUUAAUAAUACUUCAUAAUUAACGAGAAUGACGUAGGGUUUAAACUUAUUCUGCUUUUCUUGUGUGUAUCUGUACAAAAAUUCAAACUUUGUUCACUUUCCUUUUCUGAAUUACCGCGUCAUUUAAUUUUAUACUGUUCUUUCAUCCCUGUUUGGGUAAGAAAAGACUUCCUCUUUAAAAACGAGUCCAUAUUCAUUAGAAAACCGGCUACUUUUUUCCGUUAACGUCGAGUUCCCGAUCUUCACCGGACUCGGACUCUUCCCGACAUAUAAAUUAACUUUGACUCUCCAAACAGAUUCUCCACAGUAGAUUAGUUUUUAUCCAUUGAACAAAUUCAAUUGUUCAAGCUGUAGAUAGCAGUAGUUGACUAGUUGUAGCAUUACGAUGACGAUCCCUGUUGAUCAGCUCGUUCCAGCUGCCCCCGCCGGCGGAGGGGAAAUCCCAGCUCAAUGCCGCUUCGUCCUCCCAUGUCUGGUCCCCGAUUUCUCCCAGCAGAUCGGCAGCGACGGCCGCCGACUCCACCGAUGGAGGCUGGUUCCCCUUGUGCCCAAUUUGGGUGGAGGAACGACCACAUUGAGGCAGCUGAUCGCCGCCGCCGCCGCCGGCGGCGGCUCCUCGGCUGCCAAUUUGGAUUCCAGAAAGCGGCCCAGGAUGAUUACCGGAAAGCCCAGUAAGCUGGAAAUUUCACAACCGCCACAGCCAGAGUCCCCUGUUUCCGUGAGCGAAGAUUCGGGCCCCGAAUCAGAGGACUCGGAGCCCCGCAAACGGGCGAGGAGGUCCGAAGAGCCCGAGCCGAAACAGGCAGCCGUUGCCCCUGUACCAUUGAUCAUUGACGUCGACGACGACGACGACGACGAGGAGAAGGAAAAAUUUCCCACCGGGCUGACCUUCUCCGACGAAUCGCGGCGGGCGGGUCACCCGGACCCGGGAAGGACCCGGCUCGCACCGGCAAAACAGAGCGAGAGCGAGACGUGGAGGAAGCUGACCCGGAUGAGAAAUUAUACCCGGGAAGACGAUGAAGAAGAGAGGGAGAAAGGGGUUAGCACAAAACUGCAGCUUUACGAGGAUCCAUGGACGAUUAGGCAGAGGGUCAAGAUGAUCGAAGCAGAGGACCCGAACCCGAUGCUGGCGCUUCACGCGAAUGCAGGGAGGUACGUCGCCGGGCUGUUGACCAAGGAGGAUCUGGCGAGGCUGGUCAACGAUGGGAGGCCGGUGAGGGUGCGAAUUUGGGACGUCGACACGGAGAGUGAGCACGAGGCGGAGCUGGUGCGGAGGCGGCUGUGGUUCGGGUCGGGGAUGCACUGGGUCAUCGGUUUCGCGGGGGAUUGGUGGUCGGAGUUUGUUCGGAGGAGGGGAUUGGAGGAAGGAGACGAGAUCGGGAUGAAUUGGGAUCGUCGUCAUUUCCGAUUCAAUUUCCGGCUGAUUGCGCAGGCCGCCGGCGGUAAUUGAGUGUCUCUCUCCAGAAUUUUUGUUGGAGGGAGGUCUCUCUCCCUCUUUAGAGAUCGAGUUUUUACUUACUUUUUUUUUUUGGUUUGUGUAAUUGUUUAAACGAAGUCGAGAAAUACAAAUUUUGGAUUAAUGAGACGCAUUUUAUAUUCUCCACUUUAUCUGAUAAUCAUCUAAUCACAAAUUAGACGAGUGAGAAAACAAAAUUUGAUAUCAUCAUCAAUUUUACUUGACAUGAGUGACCCCUCCUCCGAUCUCUUUAUAGAGUCUAUUGCUAUCUUUUCCAAGCUCAAAUUAGUAAUAUUUAAAUGAGACAAACGCUAUUAAUAUUUGGAAAAAAAAUUUGUGAAAUUGUUCUCCAUUCUAUGGAUUUGGAUCUUGCAUUGUGGUUGGAGCAUCCUGUUUCUACUGCGGAUAACCUCAACCAGCGCUUUAUUCCAAAAGCGUUUCGGGGCUUUGUGACCGAUAAAGUGAAAGCGCUAAGAGGUUUCUUGGGAAAAUUGUUCAACACUUUGCCAAGAGUGAAAAGUCGGAGGCAAGUAACUUUCUGGGUAAACUUGUUUCCAUGAAUUCUAAAGCAAAGGGGAUGUAGGGGUAUAUUAUGGAUGGAGAUGUCUAAUCUCACAUCAAAACUCAAAUCACUAAAUUUAAAGUUGUCUUAAGACUUGUUUGUGCACUUGGUUUAGAUUUCUCUCCAUACAUACUUGGGGCGAUUCAAAGUGAAUAAAAUACAUAGAAAGACAAAUCGUCUCUUAAUAAGCUCAUAUCUCGAUAUGUGCAAGAAGAAGAGAGACAAGCAAAGUAUAAGAUUGAGAGUGCUCACUAUCAUAUACUUCUUCAAUAUAAUUAAGAAGAGAGUAAUAUUGAAGGAAAGUCUUCUUAAUAAAAGAAGCCAAAGAUACAAAUUGAGGGGAUUCCUUGCUAAUUAUACAAGAAGACUUGGCACAUGAAGAAGUGUCUCAAUUAUAUGGUUUGGGUGAAAGGAUGAGCUCCUUACUUUACUUUGUUAUGAAGUUAAUUCAUCUUUUGUGCCUAUUCAUACUUGGUGAUUGGAUAUUGCAGGAGGUUGCUUAUGGAGCCGAUCACCAAGUAAAAACGAAAGAUUCAUCUAUGUGGGGGAAGACAAAGAAAGUUACAAUGGAGCAUAUCAAAAUCUUUUUUGGGAUAGAAACUAUCAAAACUUUUAGAUUGUAGUUAAAGACCGAUGUCAACUGGAUUUGUUCGGGAUUUUUAUUGUACCGUUUUUUCGGCGAAAUUAAUUUUUGGUUAGUUGUUUGGACAAGUCUGAUUAUUUUGGUUUGUUGGUUUCGGUCUAUUGAUUGAUAAUACUUACAUGCUUGGUGUGAUUAGUUCCCACAAUGAAGUUCUUGCAAACAAGUUUGCGAGGUACAAAGCGAGAAAUAAAUGAUAAUUCUGUCACUUUAUGGCACAAGAAUUUGCCACAUAGACCAAAUAUCUAAUUAGAGAAUUUAGAGGCUUGCUCUGAUCGAAAUUCUUGAAUCCUUGGAUUUAGCGGAUUUUCGAUGUCUGCAUUGAGUGCCUUAAGGGUAAGAGAUAUAUAAAAAAGAGUCGGCCCAAUUGCUAGAGCAGGCGGAGGGUUACUGUUUUAACCGAUAGUAUUUAGAUAAUUUAGUUAAGUUGAUUUGGAUAAUUGGUGUGGUUUGGUUAAACAUUUUGGCUUGUUUGGGUUAGGUGGUUUUGUUUGGUUUGGUUUUAGACACUCCUAACUGGUCAUACCAAAUUAACUAGUUAAGUAAUUAGCCAUAUAUGUAAUAUAUAAUAUAUACAGAUACUUAAUAAUUUGCAUAACCACUCAAAAGUCAAAUGUUCCUCCCUUUUAGGCUCGCAAAAACUAAAGCUCAAUAUUGUUCAUAUACUGUAUAUUUAUAUUUGUAGAGUGCAGACCACAACAUAUGGACACCUAAUUUAGAUAAAAAAAAAUCAUACAUUAUGUUGGAUGAAAACUUGAAAGAAAUGUUUUUUUUUUCAGCCUAUGAUAAUUGCUAAAAGACUAAGUCAAUUCACACAAACACAACACUUCAUCAAGCUCGUACCGUUGACAUAUAUUUUUUUGUUAAGUGAAGACUUCCAUUGACCGUAAGAUAAUUGUGUUAGUUACCUGUAUUUAUGUUAAGGAUUAACUAUAACUAUAUGUUGAUUGUUAUGUUUUAUUCAUUAUAUAAAUUAUGAAUUGAUGCAUUACCCGAAAAGAUUUCUCACUUAAUGACAAUAAGAUGUUAUACUGGCGCGAGAGUGGUGUUUUUGCUUAUAUGGAAAUAGUGUAGCGAAGUCUCCUCAACAUAUUUGUGCUGAGCUGAAAGGUAUCAUUCGCCUUAGGGCUGGGAUAGUUCCAGAGUUGCAAGCUUUGUCUAGACAAGGCCAACGGGGUAUAGUAGCUUUAUAGUGGAAAUCUGAGUUCUUUUUUCUUUGUAAUCAUUCCAUUUGAUGGUUUUAUGAUCACGUUUUUAUCGUCCGUUCUUAAUGAAAUUUUGAUUUAACC
Molecule: messenger RNA, 4320 nt
Organism: Linum trigynum
Lineage: Eukaryota; Viridiplantae; Streptophyta; Magnoliopsida; Malpighiales; Linaceae
Source: the annotation of a GenBank genome assembly